This is a messenger RNA of Dentiscutata heterogama, 1212 nucleotides long. The record is from the annotation of a GenBank genome assembly. Lineage: Eukaryota; Fungi; Glomeromycota; Glomeromycetes; Diversisporales; Gigasporaceae.
AUGUCAGACUUUUCUGAUAUUGAAACUAAUUUUAGAUUAGAUUCUGCCCAAUUGCAUUUAACAUAUACAAAAUGUGAUCUCGAUCUUGAAGACAUACUUAAUUAUGUUAAAUCUCAAUGUGAAAGUAAAAAGAAAAUUGUAAUGAAUUAUGUUGUAGUACGAGAACCUCAUCCUGAUGGGAUCCUACGUAUACACGCUUAUUUUCAGCUUUGUUCAAAAAUUUCUAUAAGAGAUCCCCGCUUCUUCGAUAUUGAAAUUUAUAAUUAUGAUAAAAAAUAUCGUGCGAAUGUAGAAGGAGUUCGUACUUCUAAAAAAGUAAAAGAGUAUAUUAUGAAAGAUGAAGAUUAUAUUUCAAAUAUGAAAAUCGACACUUUAAAUAAGGCUAUUUAUAUGGUUAAUUCUGGAACGACUAUACGUGAAAUUGCAAUCAAAUGUCCGAAAACUUAUGUUAAAAGUGGACGAGGAUUAGAGAAUCUAAAAGCACGCGUUGAUGAAAAGAAUUUUAAAUUUAAGAAGCCAUUCGUAGAAGUUCAUUAUGGCGAUAAAAAUUGUGGAAAAUCAAGUUAUACUGAAUUAUAUCCAGACGAUAUAGCAUAUAGAUUUGAUGAAGGAUAUUUUGAUGGAUACGAUGGUCAAGAAAUAUUAAUACUUGAUGAGUUUAAUGGAAGUCAAUUAAAAUUAGCUGUAUUUUUAAAAAUUAUGUCUGGACAACAAAGGCGAUUUAACAUUAAAGGUAAAAAAGUAAUAAAUAAUGUUCGGCAUAUUAUUAUUACUAGCAAUAAACAUUAUACAGAAUGGUAUGAACGGAAUAAAUAUGAUAUGGGUCAAUCAGAAUGGAGAAUUGAAUGUAUUUGGCAUUAUCGUCAUAUCGAAAAUGUACAGUCUUUCUCUCAAAGAAAGAUUGAACGUAAUCCAUAUACAUUUACAAAUAAGAAAAAAAUUCUUGCCUAUCUAAAAAAGAUAGAUUAUCCAAAAAAAUUUCCUGAAUCUUUAAGUCAUGACGAAAAAGUAUUUGUUGAAGGAUAUAUAGGCAUUCCUUAUGAUCCUAAAUUUGACGAAGAUUCUUCUGACGACAAUGAGUCUUCAGAAGAUGUAGUACGUAAUAAUGCUUCUAUUUUACAAAAAAAUUUUGAUAAUACUUCUGGAAAUAAUAAACGAAAAAGAGAUGAUUUUAAUAAGUUUGAGCACAUGAAAAGAAAAAAAAUUCAAUAG